Penicillium atrosanguineum is the source of this 744-nucleotide messenger RNA. RefSeq lists its product as uncharacterized. NCBI's taxonomy places the organism in Eukaryota, Fungi, Ascomycota, Eurotiomycetes, Eurotiales, Aspergillaceae. The record is from RefSeq and is a predicted model, not a curated record. The coding region runs from base 1 to 744 and encodes 247 amino acids. The transcript has a single exon.
AUGGCCGAGUCUGCCCGCACUUCGGCCAAGCUAUUCCUCCAGGAGGAAGUAUAUCGACUCGGGUCAUCCCCAGGACUACGAUCCAUACCUCCAGGGCCAUCACGCGACUUCUUACUCCUCACCUGGGGCCCUGUAAUCUAUCGCACAUCCUACGGGCCCGACUCCAAGCGUCUUUUGAUUAUCUUUCUGCGCUGUCUCAACAAUGCUGUCAAUAGGUCAUUACACCGAAUAAUGACCGGCUCCACUGAGCAACUUCUUCUUAUGGAAAAGGCAUACACCUCGAAGGUAUUCAAUGCAAAACACACGUACAGUGGAUGCAAGGUGGAGGGCGUGCGCGAAGCCUUCCGUAACUUCAAGGCUUCCUUGGCGAUCCCAGCGACAGACCUACCGAGUAGGCUCCGUGUUUGUUUGAUGGUGGAUGAUGAUGUGCUCGAACAUAUGAUGAGCGUGCUUGGUUCAUCUGCUGUACCUGAACAGCAUACUGAUAUCGGGAGCUGCUGGGUCAGAGUGGUCGAGGAUAAUUUCCCUGACGCGCGGUUUGGUGACCAGCCGUAUGUUAAAUCUGUCGAUUUUGAUGAGGUUGAUGGCGUUGGGGAUUAUCGUGGGCUAUAUCAGGGGUGGACUAUGGUGGCACUAUCGGCGUUGGUUGAGGUUUUUGAUGGUCUCCGACAAAUGAAAUACCUGGUUGAGUACCAUCGUGAGGGACGGAUAUAUUUAGGGGAGGGAAAAUGGAGUACGACAUAA